Messenger RNA from Mucor mucedo, 958 nucleotides. RefSeq lists its product as uncharacterized. The transcript has 4 exons. The coding region runs from base 51 to 797 and encodes 248 amino acids. The record is from RefSeq and is a predicted model, not a curated record. Gene Ontology annotation, cellular component: nucleolus. Gene Ontology annotation, molecular function: RNA binding. Lineage: Eukaryota; Fungi; Mucoromycota; Mucoromycetes; Mucorales; Mucoraceae.
CCUAUCACUUUUCUUGUUUCCCUUUUUUUUACAUACAAACAACAUAAAAAAUGGCUUCAUUACAAUCACUGAAAGCACCAACUUUGAUGAGCAAAAAGACUCAAAAGACAGUACAAGCCGAUGAGGACGAUGUUAUUAUUGACGCUACUGCUUUGCCUAGCCGUCCUGUUGAAGACGAUGUCACAAUGGAGGAAGGAUCUUCUGAUAAGCCCAAUUUUGCUCCUGCCAGCGCUGCUGAAUUAAAGAAAGUUGUAAAGGGUUCUCGUAAGAUUCCUAUUCCCCCUCAUCGUAUGUCCCCUUUGAAGAGACAUUGGUUAGAAAUCUACUCUCCCUUAGUUGAACACAUGAAGCUUCAAGUCAGAAUGAAUGUUAAGACCAGAACUGUUGAGCUCAAGACUUCUCCCUCCACUGAAGAUGAAGGAUCAUUACAAAAGGGUGCCGAUUUCCUUAGAGCUUUCGCUUUAGGUUUUGAAGUUGAGGAUGCUAUGGCUUUAUUGAGAUUAGACGAUAUUUUCUUGGAUACUUUUGAAAUCAAGGAUGUUAAGACUUUGCAUGGUGAUCAUUUAGCUCGUGCUAUUGGUCGUAUCGCUGGUCGUGAUGGUAAAACAAAGUUCACAAUUGAAAAUGCAAGCAAGACAAGAAUUGUUUUAGCUGAUACUAAGAUUCAUGUUCUCGGUUCUUUCCAAAAUAUCAAGAUUGCUCGUGAUGCCGUUGUCAGUCUUAUUUUGGGUAGUCCUCCUGGUAAGGUUUAUGCUACUCUCCGUACCAUUUCUGCUCGUAUGAAGGAGCGUUUCUAGAUUAUACAGCAAAGAAAAAGAAAGCACAAUUCCAUCUAUCUCCCCUUCAACAUUAUCAGCAACUCCCUCACCUUUUUUACAUAAAUUCUUGUUUAGUUUCCAUUUUUUUAUUUACCUCUCGAUUUUUAAAACUUUUUAAUAUACAUAAAAAAAUCAAAAAA